Molecule: messenger RNA, 501 nt
Organism: Talaromyces stipitatus ATCC 10500
Lineage: Eukaryota; Fungi; Ascomycota; Eurotiomycetes; Eurotiales; Trichocomaceae
Exons: 2
Coding region: 1-501 (166 amino acids)
Source: RefSeq, a predicted model, not a curated record
AUGGGCCCGAAAAGAGGUAAAAAGGGCACUCCGUGGCCAGAACCACGGUUUGCAGAUGACCCUGAUAUACGCGAAUACGUAGCUGCAGCCAUCAAAGAUCUCGAGGCACUGAAGAAGCACCAAGAAGCACUGGAGAUUGGCAUGCCCCGUGAGCUCUCGACUUCCGUGGUUGACGCGUUCUUAUACCUGGCUCGAAGGGUGAAGAAUACGCCUACGAAUGAGCAACUAGCGCAGCGGCUCGCGAAGGUCGAAUUACACGUGGAAAAGACGCAGAAAGAGCAACACGAACCGCCUGGUGGAGGCAAUAUGCCACCCAACAUCCCCAGGGACACGUACCGCGAAAAAUUCUCCAAGUAUCGGAACUUGCAGUGCACUAGCACAAACUCAGUUAAGCUUAAUACUCAAAGAUAUCUUUAUAGUGGAAAUAUUGAUAUUGACUUUAAUUCUGCGCACUCUUCUAUCUACAUCUUGAGGGGAUUGUUGGACACUAUUUAUGCUUGA